Beauveria bassiana ARSEF 2860 is the source of this 858-nucleotide messenger RNA. RefSeq lists its product as uncharacterized. Gene Ontology annotation, molecular function: DNA-binding transcription factor activity, RNA polymerase II-specific; sequence-specific DNA binding; zinc ion binding. Lineage: Eukaryota; Fungi; Ascomycota; Sordariomycetes; Hypocreales; Cordycipitaceae. The record is from RefSeq and is a predicted model, not a curated record. Gene Ontology annotation, biological process: positive regulation of transcription by RNA polymerase II. Gene Ontology annotation, cellular component: nucleus. Bases 1 to 858 code for a protein of 285 amino acids. The transcript is spliced from 2 exons.
AUGUUUGCAACCUGGAAGUACGACCGCGACACGGCAGAGGUACAAAAUAUUCGUCUCGCAUAUGAUCCCAUCUCUGCUCGAUCGAGUCAACAUCAAGCCUGCGACCGCUGCCACGAGAAAAAGUUGAAAUGCAGCGGUGAAAAAGACGGUUGCGACCGCUGCAUCUCCAGCGCCCAUUCUUGCGUGUACAAUCGCAGCGAGGCCCGAUGCUCCCGCCGGGGCAAGAGGGGCAGCCGCUGCUCAACCGACGGCGGCGAUGAGACGACGCUGAGUCGACCCACCAGCAACGCGGGCUCGCCCUCGCGACGAAGCACACAGACAAGUCAGCAGCAACAGCAGCAGCAGCCGCAUCGCGUCCGAAAGGGCACCCAGUCUCGGCGCAAGUCAAUCUGCUCCUCGUCGGCCCCAUCCCGCUCCUCGACGGAGCCCGACAUCGAGCUAUACUCGCCUCGUGCAUCAACCGCACCUUCGGUCGCCGGCAGCCCCUACAGCCUGGCUGCUUCCUUUGAUACCAUUGAAGAGAGCGGCGGCUUUGCAUCGACCAGUCUCGCGAGCCCCUACGACUCCGCUGACGCUUUGAUCAUGGCUCAGCAUCACCACCAGCAACAACAACAACCAGAGCACAUUCCGUACACGAUGCCGUACCAUGACUGCGGGUACCAAUCGGGCGCUGUUUGGCCGGCCAUGUACCAGCGCGACCCGAACUGCACAGCGGGGAUGAGUAGUAGCUCCUUCAAUUCGACCGUAUCAAAUCCGCACGCGUUUCCCAUCCUGACACCUCCCGACGAGUACAUGCAGUUCCAGGCCUACGCCAGCCUGCAGACUGCCGGCGCUGAUGUUUGGCCCUAUCAUCGCUAG